Messenger RNA from Malurus melanocephalus (red-backed fairy wren), 600 nucleotides. Its product is annotated as tetratricopeptide repeat protein 29-like. Lineage: Eukaryota; Metazoa; Chordata; Aves; Passeriformes; Maluridae. The record is from RefSeq and is a predicted model, not a curated record. The annotation marks the transcript as partial. The transcript has 4 exons.
GAGUGUGUGAGCCACCAAGGAGUUGUCAUAUGCUCUAGCCAGGUGCCUUGUGGCAGUCCCCAAAUAACAACUUUUCAUGGUUGCAGUGUCUCCACCAGCCAGCUGCUUCCCCUUUCAGCUGCUUCCCCUUCCCUUUUCUGCCCCAUAGCUGCAGUCACCCCUCCAGCUUUGCUGAAUCCAUCGGCUGCCAAUGAGUUAAAAUGAAUGUGCUGCCUCAAGCAGUUCURCAAAGCCCAGGGGAGCAUCCCAAGUUCAUAGAGCAGACUCUUGGCCCCCCAUUAGACUUUGCAAGGAUUCACUUGAUCAAAGACAAAGAUGGCUUAGAUGAUUAUUUGGCGAAGAAUAUCAAAGGAGUGUCAAAAGAAGAAGCUGCUGCUUACAGGAAUUCAUACAAGAAGAACAUCUGCAUAGACAUGCUGCGACAGGGUUAUCACAAGUCCUUCUCUGAGCUCCUCACUCUGAUACAGAAGUGGAAUGCCUUCAGGGAGGCUGCAGGGCCUGGGUCAGCCAUAUGGCAUGAGAAGUCCCUGGAGGAGCAGCCUGAUAAGCUGGAUCAGCUUUACCACUUCCUGACCAGGGCUGAGGCAGCCCAGCGAGCAG